AAUAGGGAAUGAAAAUUUCUUCUGAGGUCUCAGUCGUGUAUUGUUCUCGCACGAGGAAACGUUUCAAUUAUUCAAGAAGUUUAAAAAAUAAAAAAAGAACACGAAAGGGGUUGUGACGUGCGUGGUGAAUUUAAUUUGCAUGAACCAUCAUUCAUUCAGCUCAUUGGCUUCAAUCACUUUAAAUUAAUUCAAAAAGAAAAAGAAGAAAAAUCAAGAAAAUUUCGAAAACAUAAUUUUGACCCUAAUUUGGAAAUUAAAAAAUAAUUAGAAUCUUAAUGCAUUGAUUACUAAUUUAAAUUAAAGUUACAAAGAUGACAUUAGGGGAGAAGCCUAAAAACGGAUUGCACUUAUCUGAUGUGUCAACAUUGAAUCAUGCUGCUUUUGACGACAUAAUUAAUCAGAAAAAAUUAUUAACAUCAUCAAAAAUCGCUUCAACAGCAAACACUAAAAGAAUGAAAAUGAAUUGCUUUGAUGUGCCAACGCGCCUUGUUCUCUAUUUCUUGUCAUGGAGUGGAUUCUUGGUGUCGUUUAUGAUGCGCAAUGACAUCAAUUUUGCACUUGUUGUGAUGGUGAAGACGAAAAAUUCUACGCAAACUUUACUUAAUGGCAAUUCAUCUGAAAAUCUCGCUGAUCAACUUUCAACACCACAUGACCCAACAGUGAUGACAGGCGAUGAGUUGGCUGAAUUUGAUUGGGAUUCAACUGUGACGAGUAUGAUUCUGGGAAGUUUUUACUGGAUGUAUGUGUUAAGUCAGGUGGUUGGUGGUGUUGCAACGCAAUAUUUUGGGACCAAAGCAGUCUUCGGAUGGUCACAAUUAGCGACAGCAAUCGGCUCUCUUUGCAUUCCCUUUGCCGCUUCAACACAUUGGCUGCUGUUGAUUUUUGUGAGAUCAAUUCAAGGCUUUGCAAGUGGACUAACAUGGCCAGCAAUGUAUGCGAUUGUCGGUCCAUGGAUUCCUCCAGUUGAAAGAAGUCGCUUCAUGUCAAGUUUUCAAGGUUUUUCCAUUGGAAUUGGACUCACAUAUCCACUUUGCGGCUUCAUCAUCGCACAUUUCGGAUGGCGGCCUGUGUUCUAUACGACGGGAAUAAUUGGCGUUCUAUGGUGCAUCAUGUGGUACUUUCUCGCUUUCAACACACCUUCAGAACACCCCAGAAUAUCUCCACAAGAGCUUGAAUACAUUGAAAUGAAUGUGUCAGCAGAGAUAAAAGAACAUCAAGGUAUGAAAGUUCCAUGGCGCGCAAUAUUUACAAGUCUUCCAGCAUGGUCGAUUGGCAUCACAACUUUCGGUCGUAUCUGGGUGCAUUACACGUUCAUUAUGCAGGGACCAGCUUAUAUGAAGAAUAUCAUGAACUUUGACAUUCAAUCGAACGGCGUGAUGUCUGGUUUACCAUUUUUAUGCUCAUAUCUGUCAUCCGUUGUCUUCUGUUAUGUUGCUGAUGUUCUCGUCAAACAUAAAAUUCUUAAUCUCACGAAUGUUCGUAAGUUGAUGACAGCAUCAUCUCAAAUCAUUCCGGGACUUCUUGUCGUGUUGGUUGGAUAUUUGGGAAAGGAAAUUGUUAGUGUUCUCAUCAUUUGGAGUAUAGCUGUGACAAUGAUAACAGCAAGUUAUGCUGGAGCAAUGGCCAACAUUGUUGAUCUUGCACCGAAUCUCGCGGGACCUGUCUUAGCAUUUGCACAAACGAUUCACAUGUCCGCUUCAUUCUUAUCGCCGAUGGUCAAUGGAAUUAUAUUAACUGAUCAAAAAAAUCUUAUUCAAUGGCAACAUUGCUUCUUACUUUCGUCUGUUAUCGCGAUCGUUACUUACAUCAUGUUUCAAAUUUAUGGAACAGCAGAUGUUCAGCCAUGGAAUUACCCAACAUCAUCUCGAAAUGAUGCCGAAAGAGAACAACUCGCAAAUAAUGAAAUUGCAAAUACAAAUAAAAGAACUCAUGACAAUGACGAUACUUAAAUUAACUAUUUAAGAUGAAAGAAAAAAUACAAAAAUUGAAUUUAAGUGACAAAGAUUUUCUUCACUUCGAUUGAAAAAUUCCAAUUGAAUCUAUUCCAAAAUAUUAAUUAUUAUGUUUGUUUGUUUUUUUAUACUUAUUUACUAUAAGCUUAUUAAGUUUAUUAUGUUCGAACCAGAUAUUCAAUAGAAAUAUUAUUAUCACUGAUCUCUGUCUGUUAAUUUCUGUUUCCCAUUAAAAACUUUCGUUCUCUAUCCGAUUAAAAACACAUCAUAAGUGAUUAGAAUUGCACAACAAGCUCAAUGUAGAAAUGAAAAUAGAAUGUUACCAACGAGAAACAAUUUUUCAAAAAAAAAGUCACGUUAUAACGUGACAAUGAUUACUUAUAUAUAGCUGCAUACUUAUUUUAAUUGCGAAAGCAAUUGUUGACAACAUGAGAAGACUUUAUCAAAAGAAAAAUUAUAAAUGUAAUAAAACAAAAAUAGUGAUUUGUUCCUGAAGAUAAUUCCUAAUCGUAAUUAUAAUAAUUAUAAUAAUAUUAAUUACUAGCUAUCACAGCCAUUGGCUAGAAAUGAUAAUAUCCUACCUUAGAAUGUAAUUUCUUUCAACUAAGUAUCUCGUUAAGUGGCCUUUACUUAGGAAAACAAAGCAGAACAUAUAUCUACUUAAUUCAGUCAGAUAUCGAAUCUACAGAAACAUGUAAAUUCUUAUUUUUAGAGGAAUUUAAAGAUUUAAAGUUUCGGUUUCUAUUUUUAUUUGCAUGAAAAAGUUUCAAAGCCAAUCACGAAAAUAAAAAUUUCAUUCAACUUA
Clunio marinus is the source of this 2757-nucleotide messenger RNA. NCBI's taxonomy places the organism in Eukaryota, Metazoa, Arthropoda, Insecta, Diptera, Chironomidae. The record is from the annotation of a GenBank genome assembly.